CCGGGACAACCAAGGUAGGACAGAAACAUUCUCUGAUCAGUUAUAUUGACACCUGAUACAAUAGUUGUUGUGGUGCUGAUUUUCCUUUGCACCCGUUUGGAAUGUUAUCGAAUGGACGUAAUCAGUGGUUAUCAGCCCCAUAACUAACAUUAGAAAUGUGGACCGUAAAUGUUGUGGAUUUCACUUCAUGUUUCAUUGGGAUUUAUGUUAUAACCAGUGUGAUAUUUAACACAGAGUUUUUCAUUAGGUCUAACUGGAGCUGGUCUUAUCUCUGUGUUGGAGGCUGAACCUGGACCUGGGCCAGACCGAUGCAACCAGAUGGCCGUGGACAGUGGUAAGACCGUAGUGCUGGCAGCACUUGGCCGGCCCUUCAGUCUGGGGAUGCUCUACGACUGUCGCAACGACUCACUGAUCCCCGCUCUGACACUUUGGAACCGGGAGGCCUUAGAGAAAGAAGCAAAUGAAAUACCCCAACCAAACAGUGACUUUGAGAUAGUUGCAUCUGACUCCAUCGAAGACAAAUAUUCUGCGUUGAAUGUUGAAGCUUCACUGCAAGCCAGUUUUCUGUGUGGACUGGUUGAGAUAGGAGGCUCUGCUAAAUAUCUCUCAGAUUCUAAGAUUUCCAGCAAUCAGGCUCGAGUGACACUAAAAUACAAAACCACCACGAAGUUCAAAGAGCUGUCAAUGAAUCACAUUGGCAGAGAUAAUGUGCAACAUCCAUAUGUGUUUGAGUUGGAACAAGCAACACACGUAGUGACAGGAAUCCUUUAUGGGGCACAAGCCUUCUUUGUGUUUGACCGUGAGGUGUCACAAAAGGAAAAUAGGCAAAACAUCGAGGGCUAUCUAAAGGUGCUGAUCAAGAAGACAGCCAACUUGAAGAUAGACGGUCAUGGUUCUCUGAACAUGGCAGACAAGGACAUUGAAAAUGUUGACAAGUUCUCCUGCAAGUUCCAUGGGGACUUUAACCUUGAGAAAACACCUGCGACUUUUCAGGAGGCAAUAGAAGUCUAUCAAAGCCUACCUAAGUUGUUGGGAACCAACGGAGAGAACGCAGUGCCUCAGAAGGUCUGGUUAAUGCCACUGAAGACUCUAGAUUCUACUGCUGCUCAACUGGUUCGACAGAUUAGUGAUAGUUUAAUCAGGGAUGCUCAGAAUAUCCUGGAGGACCUCAGCGAGCUGGUAAGGAGAUGCAACGAUGCAGAAAGAUGCAAGACAGCCCAAGUUAAGAAAAAUGUGAGAACUUUCAAAGAACUGGUUUUGCAGCAUAAACUAAAGCUCCAGAAUAAUAUGAAAAGGACACUCCCAUUGAUCCGAGGAGGAGGAGAGGAGGAAGGUGUUCUUGCAAAAAUCCUGGAAAAAGUACAUUCUUCUCCUUUCCAAAUUGAUAAACUGAAUGAGUGGAUGGAUUGCAAAGGGACAGAAAUGAUAAUCAUGAGCUCUCUGAUUGACAAGAUGUCCAAAAUUGUGAUCGUCACAAGUCGCACAACUCUGCAACAGGAGAUCCACAGUGCAGAUAUCACACAUGCUGUGUGCUUUGUCUUUACCUCCCUGGAAGCCCCAGAGCCUUACCUUUCAGCUCUGUCAAAGCACUUGGAUGAAACCCAAACAGACAACGUGUCAUGUGCUUAUGAUGUGGAAAAGGAACCAUGGUUCUCCUCAGAUGACGUAAUGGACAAGGUGCAAGAGAAAGUAAAAGUCUUUAAAGAUUUUGCCGAAGCAAACAAAGAGAACAAAAGCAUCAGGUUUCUAACAGCUGAGAAGAGAGACAAUGUAAAGAAAGGUGCAACUCUCCACCUCUACAAGGAUGGCUCCUUAGUCACCGACAACUUUGAACCACCUUCAAAGCCAGGGAUGAUCAUACGUGACAUCACCCAUAACAGUGUAACACUGAAUAUUUCCCCACCUCGAUCUGGGUUGACAACUGACACCAGCUACACUGUUGAGUUCUGUGUCCAUGGAGAUGAUGUUUGGCAUCAACAAAUGGAGAUAGUGGCUGGAGAUGUCACAGUGUCCAGCUUGAAGAUUAAUGAAGAUUAUCAGAUCAGGUGUAGAGCCAAGUGUGCAGUCGGCUUCGGUUCGGCUUGUGAAGGUAGCGCUUUUAAAACCUUAAAAAAAAAAAAAUCUAAUCCUACAGAGUCAUCAGUCAGCUGGGAAAAGCCAUCUGAUAGACUAGCUAUAUCAAUCAAAAAAUUGAGCAAAGAAUUAAAACCUGGUUCUCCUUCAGUGUUCAAGUUACCCCUGAAGCAAAACCAUAUUAGGAUAGAUGGAUGCAAGAGCUACACAUUUGGCGAGGACAGCGUGAGGCCAAAUCGCACUCUCAUGUUUCUGGGGGCAACAGGUUCGGGGAAGUCAACUCUGAUCAAUGGAAUGAUCAACUACAUCCUGGGCAUAGAUUGGGAAGACUCUUUCCGCUUCAAACUUAUCGAUGAGGACCAAUCGAAGUCACAAGCUGAAAGUCAGACUCCCGAAGUAACCACCUACAAAAUCAACCACCAAGAUGGCUUCCGAGUUCCUUAUUCUCUAACCCUUGUUGACACUCCGGGUUUCGGCGACACAAAGGGUAUAGUGAGAGACGGGGCGAUCACAGAGCAGAUCAGGACACUCUUCACCUCGGAAAAGGGAGUCCUUGAGAUAGAUGCAAUUUGUUUUGUCCACCAGGCCUCUCAAGCAAGACUAACGCAUACACAGAAGUACGUGAUCGAUUCGGUGCUGUCCAUCUUUGGUAAAGACGUGGCAGAGAACAUUUGCAUUCUGGUCACAUUUUCAGACGGUCAGCCGCCUCCUGUUCUCGCGGCGAUCAAUGCUGCUAAUAUUCCAUGUCCUAAAACAGACAUAGGACUUCCAGUGCACCACAAAUUCAACAACUCUGCACUUUUUGCUGAAAAUAAUUCUUUCAGUGACAUAGCUGAUCAAGGCUCCAAAUCAUCAAAUAAUCCCCCCCCCAAAAAGAUGGAGGCUAAAAACUUUGAUGCAAUGUUUUGGGAAAUGGGGGCAAGCAGCAUGGAAAAAUUCUUUGCUGCCUUGGGACAAAUGACCACCAAGAGCCUGCAGUUAACCAAAGAGGUUCUCAACGAGCGAAAGCAGUUGGAGGUGGCUGUGGAAGGAAUCCAGGCCCAGAUACGGGCGAGUUUGGCGAAACUAGAAGAGAUCCGAUCAACCAAAGAACAGAUCGAAAAGCACAACGCCGACAUCAGUUGCAAUGAAAACUUUAAAUUUGAAGUUGAAAUCCUCAAGCCUGUCCAAAUAGAGCUUACAAAAGAGGGAGAGUUCAUCACUAACUGUCAGCAGUGUUCAAUGACCUGCCAUUACCCCUGUGCCAUAGCAGACGAUAAAGAAAAGAGUGGCUGUGCUGCCAUGAGUGGUGGGAAAUGCAGGGUUUGCCCUGGAAAUUGUCCCUGGGAAGUACAUUUCAACCAGAAAUACAAGUGGGACUACGUCAAAGAGAAGCAGAAGAGGACGAUAAAAGAAUUGAAAGAGAAGUAUAAAAAAGCCACGGAGGCAAAGAUCUCAGUUGAGGAACUGAUUGAACACCUGGAAGAGGAUGUUGUCAUACUGCAGGAUGAGAUCAUGUCCAUGAUAAAAAAGUCAUCUCACUCUAUAGCUCGGCUGAAGGAGAUAGCUCUGCGGCCUGACCCGCUGAGCACGCCAGACUACAUCGACCUGCUCAUUCAGGGAGAGAAGUCAGAGGGCAAAGAGGGUUACCUGGCACGGAUUGAGUCUCUAGAAAAAAUUAAAGAAAAUGCCCAAAUCAUGGCCAAGGUUUCAAAAGGAGAGCCGCUAACCAGCACACAGGAUCAAUACAUUAAGGACAGAAAGAAAAGGAAAGAAGGAAAGGGAAUUCGGAUGGGUGGUUGGUUUAAGAAUCCGUUUUGAGUCUGGGGUCCUCCUCAAGGUCUCCUCCCGAGGGAGGCGCGCAGUGGGCAAACUUACCAGAUGCCCGAACUGGCAUAGGGUUAGAGCUAACAAAUGAUUUCCACUAGGAUGGGCAACACAUUUUUCCUUGGAUUAGACACCAAAACAUUUCAUUUGAAAGAGAUGGCAUUCGUUUCAAAUAGAGAUAUGUGAUUUUUUUUUAUAUGACAGCAAUUACAAAGCACAGGUCUUCUGUUUUUAUAGUUUAUAGUAGUAUCCUUCUCAGGUAUUGGCCUUUGUUCUCUUCACCUCCUUUCUUCCGCUGUAACUCGUUAUGUUCAGGUUCGAGCGUAUACGUUUUGUCACAACUUUGUACAGAUUUUUGACAGAGGCAACCAUUUCCCUCUGUAUUUUUUAACAAUUUCAGAAAAAGUAUACAAAUAAAAUGUAAUUAAUUAUAGGAGGUUAUAAUUAAUUACACCCCUAAUUUCCACAAUAGGUAUCACAGCAAUUUACAUCCUUCUUCUGCUACGUUAACUCAUUUUAUGCUUGUUCUUUGAUAUAAUAACACAGAUGCUGUUGAUGAAAACCGAGAAAUGAAAUUGUGAUCAAUAUUUGUUGGUUGUAAAUGUGAUUAUGAAUAUGUUAGAGGAAAUAAUAACAGAGGCUGUAAAAAUUAUAUUUACAAAAGUAUAAUAGCCUGCUAUAUGUCAUCUUACUUUUUCAAA
Gadus chalcogrammus (walleye pollock) is the source of this 4580-nucleotide messenger RNA. RefSeq lists its product as uncharacterized. NCBI's taxonomy places the organism in Eukaryota, Metazoa, Chordata, Actinopteri, Gadiformes, Gadidae. Bases 319 to 3873 code for a protein of 1184 amino acids. The record is from RefSeq and is a predicted model, not a curated record. The transcript is spliced from 3 exons. Gene Ontology annotation, molecular function: protein binding; GTP binding.